Messenger RNA from Elaeis guineensis (African oil palm), 2508 nucleotides. Its product is annotated as protein arginine N-methyltransferase 7. Gene Ontology annotation, biological process: chromatin remodeling; peptidyl-arginine methylation, to asymmetrical-dimethyl arginine. Gene Ontology annotation, molecular function: protein-arginine N-methyltransferase activity; histone methyltransferase activity. Lineage: Eukaryota; Viridiplantae; Streptophyta; Magnoliopsida; Arecales; Arecaceae. The record is from RefSeq and is a predicted model, not a curated record.
CCCGUCCCCUAAACCCAAACCCCUCUCGGCGCCGGAACAGAAAUACUCUCUCUCUCUCUCUCUCUGCUCCUCAUCUUCGAUGCCCAUCCCUCUACCCUGCUUGAAAGCUGCAAUUUACACAAAUACCCUCUGCUCCGUCCUCCCCUCUCUCCUCUUUUCCUCCCCUCGCCGCUUGGCCAGGGGCAUUUCCGUCCGAGAGAUGAGAUUGCGGAGAGCGAGCUCGUCGGCGUCCGCGUCGCCGCCGGGUCGGACACGGUCGUUUCAGCUCCAGGUCAACCCCCUGACCGGCGACUCGGAGUGGAUCGUUGUCGAAGAAGGAGAUGAGGAAGGAGGAGAAGAACAGAAGAAGACCCCCAAAUCCCUUCUCGCCACCACUUCCUACCUCGAUAUGCUCAAUGAUUCCCCCCGGAAUCGUGCCUUCCGCGAAGCGAUCGAGAAAACCAUCACCAGGCCCUGCCACGUCCUCGAUAUCGGAGCGGGGACCGGACUGCUGUCAAUGAUGGCUGCACGGGCAAUGGCAAAGUUGGGAGGGGCAGAGGAGGGGAGGGUGUCGGCUUGUGAAUCCUACCUUCCUAUGGGGAAGUUGUUGCAGAGGGUAUUACGAGCAAAUGGAAUGGAAAAGAAGGUGAAGGUCUUCCACAAGCGUUCUGAUGAGCUCAGGGUUGGAGUGGACCUUGAGUCACCUGCAGAUGUACUGGUCAGUGAGAUACUAGACUCAGAGUUGCUUGGAGAAGGACUCAUACCGACUCUACAACAGGCACAUGAGAUGCUACUGGUGAAGAAUCCCCAAACAGUCCCAUAUCGAGCCACGACCUAUGGGCAGCUAGUUGAAAGCACAUUCUUAUGGAAGCUGCAUGAUUUGUAUAACAGCGAAUUAAAUGCCUCGGAUGGGAUACAUCUUGCACCAGCUGGAUUGGAGAGGAUUAUUCAUGUAAAACAACAGCAAUAUGCCAUGCAUUGUGAUGCAAUAUCAAAAGAGUUACGAUUGUUGUCAGAACCGUUCAAAAUUUUUGAAUUUGACUUUUGGAAACGACCAGACAGUCAUGGAGAAACUGAGAUUUGGGUAAAAGCAAUUGAUGAUGGAAAAGUUCAUGCUGUAAUUUCAUGGUGGGUGCUUCAGCUUGACUAUGAGGGAUCAAUCUUCUAUUCAACAGCUCCCAGAUGGAUGAGAUCUUCUGAUACUGAGAUUGUACCAACACUUGCCCCAGUAGGUGGUGAAAAUUGGUGCGAUCAUUGGAAGCAAUGUGUUUGGCUUACUCAUGGUGCAGGAAUGCCUGUCUUGAAGGAUAAACAUGUUCUCUUCAAAGCUGUUCACAAUGAUACUAGUGUUUCGUAUUAUCUCAAGUUUGAUGACCGGAGUGCAUAUAAUGACUUCAAUUCUGCAGACUGUCUUAUUGCACUUUUGCCGGAAAGGAUUGCUCUUUAUGGUGACAAAGAUUGGAGAUCAGCCUUGAUAAGAGCCAUAAAAAAUGCUUUGCAUGUCAGAUCAUCUCCAUUGUGUGUUGUUGCUGAUGACAGUGUGUUCUUAACAAUUCUUACUGCAUCUCUCUCAAAAACUUCAAAUGUUAUCUCAACCUUUCCUGGGUUGCAAGAGAAAGGUGCUCGAUAUCUGCAAGCAGUUGCUGAUGCAAAUGGUUUUUCUAUAGAUCAUAUAGAAGUUAUUGGUAGAAGAACAGCAUGCUUGACUUCAGAUGGUUUUAGACAGAGAAAGGUUGACUUGUUAGUAGGAGAACCAUAUUACUACGGAAAUGAAGGAAUGCUUCCGUGGCAGAAUCUUCGAUUUUGGAAGGAGAGGACUCUGCUUGACUCGAUUCUAGCUGAAGAUGUAUUUAUCAUGCCUUGUAAAGGAAUCUUGAAGGUUUGUGCUAUGUCACUUCCGAACUUAUGGAGAAGUCGACGCUGCCUCCAAGAUGUUGAAGGCUUUGACCAUUCAGAUGUGAACGAUACUUUAGGGGCUUGUGGUGACUUACCCCCAAUGCAGGAAGGCCCUUGUCUGCCCUACUAUAUAAGGCAAUGUGGUGAGGUUAAGAAACUUAGUGAGGCAAUUGCAAUCAUGGAGUUUAAUUUCUCAGAGCCAAUUCAUGCAUGUUUUGGAAAAACAAAGAUUAAGUUUUCGGAUCCAGGAUUAUGCCAUGGUUUUGUACUCUGGAUUGAUUGGGUGAUAGAUGAAAAACAUUCAAUUGUUUUAACAACUGGGCCAGAUAGCAGAUACUGGAAACAAGGAGUGAAGCUUUUGAGCAAGCCUGUGGCAGUCGAUGUGGUUGAGCGCUUUGCCGAGAUUGAGGCAUUUUUUGAACCUUCAACUGGCGAAGUCACCAUUAAGUCCUCAUUCUCAUCUUCUUAAGUGGAUCCACAGCAGACCAUGCCUUUAAACCAUUUGUACUUUUAUUUAUUUAUUUAUUAUUUACUUUAUUGUCUAUUUUCCUGCUAAAUAAUCUCUGUUCUGUGUGUGAAACGGCUUGGUAAUGCUGACGCAUGUUCAAAUCUAACAUAUCCAUGUUCUGUUUA